Messenger RNA from Phytophthora sojae, 447 nucleotides. RefSeq lists its product as hypothetical. NCBI's taxonomy places the organism in Eukaryota, Oomycota, Peronosporomycetes, Peronosporales, Peronosporaceae. The transcript is spliced from 2 exons. The coding region runs from base 1 to 447 and encodes 148 amino acids. The record is from RefSeq and is a predicted model, not a curated record.
AUGGACGCCUUCCUGCAGAAGCUCGCCAGCAGCAUGCUGUUCACCUCGGCCAAGUCGGCCCCCGCUGAGGCCACCAAGCAGCAGAAGCCGGUGCUGCUCGCCCCCGGCAGCCCUCGCUCGUACCCGGCCCGCCCCAGCGCGCACUCGCGCGUGCAGGCCGAGGAACCCCGCGGGCUGCCGCGCCGCCGCAUCGCCCACUGGGACAAGAAGCGCGAGAAGUGCGCCAACUGCCAGCACAUCUACCUCAAGACUUUGAGCAAGCACCCGGGCUUCUGCUCGGUGGACUGCAAGUCCAACAUGGUGUACCUCGAGAAGGUCAACCGCACCAUCCGCGCCAUGAAGGACGCGAUUGUCGAGGCCGAGAGCAAGACGUUCGCCGAGUUCGGCCUCGAGUCCCGUAUUCUUGAGGCCAGCAACGUCGAGUGGGCCUUCAGCGCUAUGUAUUAA